AAUAAUUGUCUCUGUAUUCGUCUCCGUUUGCUUACCUUAAACACACCGCCACCUAGGCCCCAAACAAGUUCAUCUCUAAAGCACACGCGACUAAACCAAGAACCUGCUUACCUGUUCCUCGUUCUUGUCGCUAUCCAUUUCUUUCAAUUCCACAGAGAACAUAUACCGCUUUCCACAACUCGCGGCAACCUCCUCCUCCUUCUCUCUUCCUAUUUACUAGCUCAUGUGGUGAACUAGCAAGUUGCAAUCACUCUACCACAGCGACCCUUGUCACCAAUUAAGAAAGUACUAGCGGUCCAGAGACAGACGCGAUGGCGACGAUGCCGCCGAUGCAGAUGCCGCCUCCACCGCCCUCCGGUGACAUGCCGCCCAUGCCGAUGCCGCCUAUGGACAGCAGCAUGCCCACGAUGCAUGCGGCCUUCUUCUGGGGCCACCGGGUGCAGGUGCUCUUCUCCAACUGGCCGGGCGACGACCGCGCCGGCGCCGGGAUGUACGUCCUCUGCCUCCUCGUGGUGGCCGCGCUCGCCGCGCUCGCCGAGGUGCUCGCGGCAUGGUCCCGCGCCCUCUCCGGCCGUGGCUCCAACGCGCUGGGGUGGACGCUGCAGGUCACGUGGAUCCACCUGCUGAAGGUGGGCCUCUCCUACCUGGCGAUGCUGGCCAUCAUGUCCUUCAACGGCGGGGUUUUCUUGGCCGUCGUGGCUGGCCACGCCGCCGGGUUCCUCGUUGCGCAGAGAUCGAUGCUACUACGCUCUGCGGUCCGUGACGACGACGUGCACACCAACGGUAACGGUGAUGUCCCUUCGUCGUCAGAACCAAAGCCUUGAGUCUCUUCUCGAUGAUUAUUAGGAAACGAAAUUAUUGCUGUGUGUUAAACGGAGAAGUAGUAUGAGAAAUAGAACGUUGCGCCUGUCAUUUGCGGAGGAAAAUUGAAUGCGUUUGUGCCAUCGGGGUCAACCUAGUUUGAUGAAUUUUUGAAACGAAUUAAAAGAUUA
Molecule: messenger RNA, 992 nt
Organism: Zea mays
Lineage: Eukaryota; Viridiplantae; Streptophyta; Magnoliopsida; Poales; Poaceae
Product: copper transporter 4
Exons: 1
Coding region: 312-824 (170 amino acids)
Biological process (GO): copper ion transmembrane transport
Cellular component (GO): plasma membrane
Molecular function (GO): copper ion transmembrane transporter activity
Source: RefSeq, a predicted model, not a curated record